Vespa velutina is the source of this 1102-nucleotide messenger RNA. RefSeq lists its product as uncharacterized. Lineage: Eukaryota; Metazoa; Arthropoda; Insecta; Hymenoptera; Vespidae. Bases 77 to 952 code for a protein of 291 amino acids. Gene Ontology annotation, molecular function: dibutyl phthalate binding; odorant binding. The record is from RefSeq and is a predicted model, not a curated record. Gene Ontology annotation, cellular component: extracellular region. The transcript has 11 exons. Gene Ontology annotation, biological process: olfactory behavior; sensory perception of smell.
UAGUUCAUUAUGUUCUAAAGAGUUCGAUUCCGUGUAUCCCUCUCUGAAUCUCGUUAUAUCGUAAAUUAGCAGAAAAAUGUCGAAUAAAGAAAGAUAUACAUAUAUACAGUCUAUUAUUUUCCCUUUCCUAUUCGGAUGUCUUUUCGGACUUUUUGGAUCGGUUGACGGUGCUAUGACCAUCGAGCAAAUGCAAAAAACCGCAACAGGAAUUCGUAAUACUUGUAUAACGAAGACUGGUGUUAAAGCAGAGCUUGUGGACGGAAUGAAGACUGGCCAAUAUCCGGAAGACCACGAUCUACAGUGCUAUACGCAGUGCGUUAUGAAAACAAUUCGUACGUUUAAAAAUCAAAAAGUGGACGUGGAUAUGGUGAUCAAGCAAGUCGAGAUGAUGAUGCCGAUCGAAUGGCAAGAUCAAAUGAAAGCUGCGGCAAGAAAGUGUGGAGCGUUGGAACCCUCUGACGACAUAUGCGUUACGGCCUUCAACUACGUCAAAACAAGCUAUUCGUUGGAAAAAAUGAGGGCUACGAUUCUUUUAAUCUCGUUAUUCGUCGUCCUGGCGAAUGUUUAUAAUGUGGAAAGUAAAAAAAUGAAUAUGGAUCAAAUAAGAAACGUAGUAAAAUCUGCGAGAAAAACUUGCGCAAGUCAAAUCGGUGCUUCGAAAGAAUUAUUGGAUAAUGCAGCACAAAAAGGUGAAUUUCCACCCGAUCCAAAGCUUCAAUGUUACCUUAAAUGCAUAAUGGUAUUAUCCAAAGCUAUGAAAAACGAUCAAUUACGGCCAGAAGUAAUGAAAACACAAGCCGAAUUGAUGUUAAUCGAAGAAAUAAGCGAACGGAUCAAAGAAACAAUCGACAAAUGUUACCCGAGUAUAACCAGCAGCGAUGCGUGCGAAGCCUCAUGGCAAUUCGCCAAGUGUUAUUAUGAAACAGAUAGUUCGAUUUAUUUUAUCCCAUGAAGAAAAUAUCCUCAACGUAUUCACGAACAAAUUCAAAACUUAUCUCGCAGAGAUGGCAAAGAACACGGUUUAAGAGAACUUCAGUUGCGAUUUGUAAAAAUUCAAGAACUAAACGAAAUUGUAGAAGAGUUUAGAUUUUAGUUUUUAUUA